UGGACUCAGAAGUGGAUGCGGUGUGUGGCGGUUCCUGGACGCAUAAUUGUCCUUCGGCGGCGCGGCUCUGAAAGGUUCUCUUCCCUAUGUCCCGGCCGGCCUGGUUCUCUCUCCCCGCCUCCUCUUGCUCCUGCCGCUUCGACUUGGAUGGAGGACGAGGGCUCCUUGGACUGCUACUCAGCUGGUGAGGACAUUGUGGAGAAUGGCAAGGGUCAGAAGGGCGGGGAGCAGCAUGCCAGUGAGGACGGGGACGAGGUGGUGGAUUUGGAGGCCAACAACCAGGAUGUUGAGUUCACUGAGGAGAUAAUCAAUGUGGAGGGUAAGGAUAAGGAUGCCAAGGACAAGAAAGAAGGGGAUGAUAAGGACGAGAAGGACUCCAGUGACAAGUCCAAGAAGAAAAAGAAGCUGCCGUCCAUGGAGGAGGACAUUGGCAUCACCACCUUUGCUGGGGAACACAAGGGCUUCUUUGGCAUCAUCAAACAGAGGUACUCAGAUUUCCAGGUCAAUGAGGUGGACAGCCAGGGGAAGAUCAUCUCGGUGACCACCCAGACCAUACCUGAUGACCCUGAAGAAAUACCAGACAUGCCUGAGUGUGUGCCUGAGAUGUUGGAUGACACAAAGCUGCGUGAAUUGGAGAGGCUGCUGGGGAAACUAAAGCCCAAGAAGGAGGCAGAAGAGAGUGAACAGAAAGAGUCCAAUGAGAAGCAAGAAGCCAAGCAGAAUGAGGAAGAGGAAGUUGAGGCAGAGGUGGAGGAAGUAGAGGAUGGGAAACAGAAUGCUGCCAAGGAGGAUGGUGAGAAAGAAAAGGAGGACGGUGAGAAAGAAAAGGAGGACGGUGAGAAAGAAAAGGAGGACGGUGAGAAAGAAAAGGAAGAUGAAGAGAAAGUUGAUGGAGAGAAGAAGGAAGGGGACCAAGACCAAGACCAAGAUCAAGAUGAAGAGAAGAAGAAGGAAAAGAAAGGUCCAGAGAUUGAACACCUGCCAUCACUCAGUGAGGUGUGGAUCAAUGUGGACCUUGCCACCCCGGAUGACAUCAGUAAUGUACACCAGGCCAUCAAACACAAGUACCGUGGGAUGGACACUGUCUAUGGUGAGACUCCUGACGGAGGAAAGUACAUCGUGGCACGGAAGAGGAAAGGCGGACUUCAGAAGGAGAGAACACCAUGGCCCAAGGACCAGAUGUACACGACGUUUGUGCUCUUCAAGGAGAAUGUUGAGACAGUGGAGGCCAUAAACCAGAUCGCAUGGAAGGCCAGGGUGAAGCCAAGCUGUUUUGCCUAUGCUGGAACCAAGGACAAGCGAGCCAAGACGAGCCAGCUGGUGUCCGUCAAGGAGGUGUCCCCACAGCGGCUGUGGUUGGCCACCAAGAACCUCCGCUCUGUCCACAUUGGUAACUUCCACUUCACGGACAAGCCCCAGAGAAUCAAUCUCCAGUUUGGCAACCACUACCGGAUUGUUUUAAGGGAGGUUGAUGGGGCAGAUGAUGAGGUGUUAGAAGCUGUUGAGUCUUUGAAGACUAAAGGUUUUAUCAAUUUCUAUGGCACACAACCUUUUGGCAACAACAGCGUCUUUUUGCGUGGUGUUGGUUGUGAAUUACUCAAAGGCAACUGGCAACAGGCAGUGAACAAGAUCCUUGCUCCUCGAGACUCUGAUGUGCCAGACCUUCACCGCUGCCACACCACGUGGAAGGAGACUGGUGAUGCAGAGGCAGCCCUCAAGAUGUUGUGCAAGGGCUGGGAGGCCACAGUUGAGUCUCAGCUUCUGACUGGGCUUGUCCAACAGACUGGCAAUGAUCUGGUGGAGGCUCUCAACCGGAUUCCAAGAACCACCCGCUCCCUCUAUCUUCACGCCUACCAGAGCUGGAUCUGGAACACAAUUGCCUCGCGAAGAGUCAAGAAGUAUGGCUUGAAGGUGCUGCCUGGCGACAUAGUGCGUCGUAAGGGCUCGGAUAUGGAAGGUGAGUUCAUUUACAGGUACUCUCUGCUAUACGAUUGGCUUAUAUUCCUGAAAAUGCCAACGUUAAGCGAACGAUCAUUUAGCAAGUCAAAGAUUAAAUACAAAAAUAGGAAUAUGUUACUAUACUUUUAUACAUGUGUACUGAGGAGAGCAACGAUUGGAAUUCUUGGGACGUCUGAUCCUCCUUGGCCGUGGUCUUACACAUUUGAAGAACUGUACCAUAAACUGAGAAACACUGAAAUUCAGGACUUACAGAGGUGUUUGAUGUUUCAGGUGGUGCUGCCUCUACCUGGCUACAAUGUGGAAUAUCCCAACAAUGAGAUCAAAGAAUGGUAUGCUGAGAUGUUGGAAGCUGAUGGGCUCUCCUUCAAUGCCCUCAAGCAUGAGAUCAAGGCUUAUGCUGCACGUGGUGUGUACCGGCGGAUGGUGGUGGUGCCCACAAUGGUAUCAGGCCAGGUGUGCUACUACAGGGAUGCCACCAAGCCACUUCUCCAGUCUGACAUGGACAAGCUGUGGUCAGUCAAGGUGGAAGAUAACAUCUUGAAAGAAGGCCCAAAUAAGUCUGCUAUUGUGGAGAUGACACUUCCUACAUCCUCCUAUAUUUCUGUAGCUCUGCGAGAACUUCUCAAGCGAGACACUUCUUGGCAGUUCCAGGCGGCCCAGAACAUGCCCAGUAACGUGAUUGACCGAAGCAGAGACCUGAGCCGCGGUGGCCGUGGGCGUGGAGGACCCUGGAGGGGCGGUGACCGAGGCUCCUGGAAGCCCACACCCUGGGCCAAUACUUGGAGAGAUGACCGUGCUCCUGGCUGGCAGCAGGGCCGAGGUGGGAGGGGCAACUUCAGUCCAUGGGCAGACCAGGGCAGCUUCAGAGGCCGAGACUAUGGCUGGAACAGAGACCGCAUGGGGUAUGGAGCCCACGUGACCAGUCCUGGAUCCUGGGGUCGAGGAGAUAAGCGCCCCUGGAGGGGGGGAGAUAGCUGGGCCAAUAAGAGAGGGAGAUACUGAGUACUUGCUUGCUAACGUCACAGAGGCAUGGCAAUGGUGUUCUGCAGAUCAUGAGUUUGGUGUCCAUAGGCUGGUGUUGUCUGACCUCAUUGUACUUAGUGUUGGUCUGCAGAGGCAAUCAGAAGGCAUAGAUGUUCAAAAAGUUAAUGUAUUAAGUUCAAUUGAUAAAUGUUUUCAUGAUGGUGAACUGACUGGUUUAUUUCAGAGCAUCUCUUACAUUUAGCAGAGCACUAGUGUUAUAAGGAAAGUAAAGCUAUCAUACAUUAUCUUGAGAUGUAAUUAACUAGUUUCAGUAUAAGAGUUCAGCAUUGUCAGAAGAAAGGUGAGGUACCAUUAUGAUUUUUUUUUUUUUUUUUUUUUUUUUUAUAGAAUUUUAAACGUGUCUUUUUGAGACAAAUAUAGAAAUGUUUUAUCAGUAGUAAACUUGACUGUUUUAAUUUCAGUUUACUUGUUUUUAUACUGGCAUUAUGCUGUGUACUGGUUGUGUGGUUAAACCAGCCACAUGAUACUCAGAUUAUGUAGAUCUUAUGAGAAGAUCGAGUGGAAGGAGCUAAGUUCCAUGCACCAAGUUUGUAUAAGUUGUGUAUUACUUAAAGUUCUUGAAUGUUUACAUUUUAAGAAAAUAAUCUCUUUUGUCUGGUAAUUUUAGAAGAUUUUCAACAUUUAAUGAAAUCAAUAAUCAUGUAUGUAUUAGUAAA
Molecule: messenger RNA, 3659 nt
Organism: Portunus trituberculatus (swimming crab)
Lineage: Eukaryota; Metazoa; Arthropoda; Malacostraca; Decapoda; Portunidae
Product: pseudouridylate synthase 7 homolog
Exons: 16
Coding region: 16-2961 (981 amino acids)
Biological process (GO): pseudouridine synthesis
Cellular component (GO): nucleus
Molecular function (GO): pseudouridine synthase activity; RNA binding
Source: RefSeq, a predicted model, not a curated record